Messenger RNA from Penicillium manginii, 1305 nucleotides. Its product is annotated as URC4/urg3 family protein. Lineage: Eukaryota; Fungi; Ascomycota; Eurotiomycetes; Eurotiales; Aspergillaceae. The record is from RefSeq and is a predicted model, not a curated record. Bases 1 to 1305 code for a protein of 434 amino acids. The transcript is spliced from 4 exons.
AUGGCGGAAAUCGAAUACCUCAAAGGGCUGAAGGCCGUUCGCGAAAGAGCUCACCGUGUUCUGGAAGCUGCCGAACAGGAUAAUCUGACACACUUCUCAUAUUUCCCGGAUUUGAUGCCUGGUGUUGCAGAUUACGUAGCAGAUAUCAUCAACAGAGACUUUGGCCCAAAUCGAUUCCAGGAAAUUCCUCCACACGGCCGAUGGCAGCAUUUCGAUAUCGGAGGCGUUCCACGAGUGGAAAAGCUGAUCAAUGGAUGGAAAUCAGCUGGUCAUGACGAGACAGAAAUCACGCGACGCCUGAUUGAUCUCUUCUUCGUGGCUGUCCUUCUCGAUGCCGGCGCCGGUGAUGUCUGGAAAUUCACUGAGCCUGACACCGGGAACGAAUAUGGGCGGAGUGAAGGUAUUGCAGUCGCGGCUUUAUACAUGUUCAAGGCUGGCACAUUCUCAGAUAGCGCCGAUAGUGGAGGGAACAAGAAUGAAGCAGUCGACGGUCGUGGUCUCGUCUCGCUUGACAUUGCAGAUUUCAGAAAGCACUUCCAAAUAACUGCUGAAAAUGAGAUAAUAAGCGACAUCUCUCGCGUCAGUCUUCUACAAAGCGUUGGGCAGUCGUUGUUGAAUCUGCCUGAGAUUUUCGGGGAUAAGGGGCGACCUGGAAAUAUCGUUGAUUACUUGUUGGCAAAUAGAAAGGACGGGGAAAAUCUCAACUACGAAGUUUUAUGGUCGGUACUACAAAAGACCCUCCUCCCCGCCUGGCCCAAAAAUCGAACCCAAAUUUCAGGCGUGCCUAUCGGAGAUGCGUGGCCUCUUCAGACUUUAGAGAGACUAAAUUCUGGUCGGCAAACUCAAAAUGGCGCUUUGAAUAUUCAGCCUUUCCAUAAAUUGACACAAUGGCUUGCCUAUUCUCUGUCGGUCCCUUUCAUACGGGUCCUGGGGUUAGACUGGGACAAUAUUGACCAAGGGACGGGACUUCCAGAAUACCGCAAUGGAGGUUUGUUCGUCGACCUGGGGGUAUUGAGGCUGAAAGAGAACGUCUUGAAGGAAGGCAAGAAGAAUUCCGAGCAGGACACUCCGAGCUUCGAUGCGACCAGUGAUGUGAUUGUAGAGUGGCGUUCAAUGACUGUUGCUUUGCUCGACACGCUUCAUAAACUUAUCGCUGAUCGCUUUGCGCUGCAAGGUGUUCGAAUCAGUAUGGCACAGAUGCUCGAAGCUGGAACUUGGAAAGGUGGUAGAGAGCUGGCAGCAAAGUAUCGCCCUGAAACAAAGUCGAGUCCAAUUGUGAUUCAGGGAGAUGGUACUUUGUUCUAA